Messenger RNA from Clonostachys solani, 423 nucleotides. NCBI's taxonomy places the organism in Eukaryota, Fungi, Ascomycota, Sordariomycetes, Hypocreales, Bionectriaceae. The record is from the annotation of a GenBank genome assembly.
AUGGUUGUCACCCACCGAGUCGGAGCUGCGGCAGCUCUUGUGUUAUCCGUAACAAGCAGCGUCCUUGCAUUUCCUGACGCUGCCCGCGGACUCGACGAGAAUAAGCUCUCACAUGGAGACUUGAGCGAGCCUGUUGCUGGCCGCGAUAUUGACCAUGAACUGGACGACCAUAACCGCGUCGACGAACUGGAUGGGCGGGACUUCGAGCUCGAUGUUUCGGACAACGGGGCGAUGCUCAACGCGGUGGCCCCCCACCAUUUGAUUGUCCUCGACGAGGCCGUGGCGCAUCACGAGGCUAUGGUCGAGGGAGAGGCUAUGGCCGAGGGAGGUGCGGUGGCCGAGGGAGGUGCGGUGGCCGAGGGAGAUGCGGUGGCCGAGGGAGAUGCGGUGGCCGAGAGAGAGGCAGUGGCCCGGGAGAAUUAG